Emys orbicularis (European pond turtle) is the source of this 1665-nucleotide messenger RNA. RefSeq names its product F-box protein 8 (gene FBXO8). NCBI's taxonomy places the organism in Eukaryota, Metazoa, Chordata, Testudines, Emydidae. Gene Ontology annotation, molecular function: guanyl-nucleotide exchange factor activity; protein binding. The record is from RefSeq and is a predicted model, not a curated record. Gene Ontology annotation, biological process: regulation of ARF protein signal transduction. The transcript is spliced from 7 exons. The coding region runs from base 218 to 1219 and encodes 333 amino acids.
GCUGACGUCACUUCCAGCAACAACAGCAAACGUCAAAACUCAGGAGCGAGAAGGGGGCGGUGGCAGCGACGGCGACGCAGAGGGCUCUCAUCUCCUUUCUUCUCCCUCCCCCUUCCCCUCCCCGUGCUUCCUGAGUUCGUUCCCAGCCGGCGAGGCUCACGCACCGACUGGGUUCGUCGCGGCGGCGGUUGGGAUCGGAGCUUGGAGAGGCUCGCAGAUGGGUCAGGGGCUGUGGAGAGUGGCUAGGAACCAGCAGUUGCAACACCAAGGAUACAGUGGGCAAGGCUAUCUCACCAGAGAGCAUGGUAGAAGAUUAGCUACUAACAGCAUUUCAAACACAAACCAUCGUAAACAAGCCCAAGGAGGAAUUGACAUCUACCAUCUGUUGAAAACAAGAAAAUCUAAAGAACAAGAAGGAUUCAUUAACUUGGAAAUGCUGCCCCCUGAGCUUAGUUUUACCAUUUUGUCAUAUCUGAAUGCAACUGACCUCUGCCUGGCUUCUUGUGUCUGGCAGGAUCUUGCUAAUGAUGAGCUUCUCUGGCAAGGGUUGUGCAAAUCCACUUGGGGACACUGCUCUAUAUACAAUAAGAAUCCACCUCUAGGAUUUUCUUUUAGAAGAUUGUAUAUGCAGCUGGAUGAGGGCAGUCUCACCUUUAAUGCCAACCCUGAUGAGGGAGAGGCAGAGUGCUGUUGGAUUUUUUUAUACAUAUAUACUGGAGUUAACUACUUUAUGUCCAAGGGUAUACUGGAUGAUUCACCAAAGGAAAUAGCUCAGUUUAUAUUUUGUACAAGAACACUAAAUUGGAAGAAACUGAGGAUCUAUCUUGAUGAAAGGAGAGAUGUUUUGGAUGACCUUGUGACACUGCACAACUUCAGAAAUCAGUUCUUGCCAAAUGCACUGAGAGAGUUUUUCAAACACAUUCAUGCCCCUGAGGAGCGUGGGGAGUAUCUUGAGACUCUUAUAACAAAGUUCUCACACAGAUUCUGUGCUUGUAAUCCUGAUUUGAUGAGAGAGCUUGGCCUUAGCCCUGAUGCAGUUUAUGUACUAUGCUACUCUUUGAUUCUGCUUUCCAUUGAUCUUACCAGCCCUCAUGUGAAGAACAAAAUGUCAAAGAGAGAAUUUAUCCGAAACACACGACGUGCUGCUCAGAACAUUAGUGAAGAUUUUGUAGGGCACCUUUAUGACAACAUCUACCUUAUUGGCCAUGUGGCUGCCUAAAAGCACAAUUUGCUAGGACUAAGAAUUUGUAGUUUACAAAAACUAAAGCUACCCAAGGAGUUAAUUAUUUUGUAGAUAUGGGGGUUAUAUUAGUGCUGGUCAUUCUAACCUCUGUAUACAAUCACAAUGUGUGUUGUAUGUACUACCUUUUUUAGCAAUUUACCAUGGGAACCGAAGGAUUUUGCAGAAUUUUUUCUUAAUUUUGUUUAUGUUUUGCACAAAGCAGUGCCAUUAGUCUGACACAGCCAUUUAUGAAUGUUAAACUGACAUUACAAUCUAAAGCUGACAAGAUGGUGGAUUUGUGCAUUAGAUUUGCUUGAAAACUUUAACCAGUUCCAUUCUUUUUUAAAAUACCAUGUAAUGUGUACAUAUUUAACUAAAGAGAUUUAUAAUCAUAAUUAUUUUAUUGUAAAAUAUUUUAACUAAAGUUUUUCCUUUUCCUCUCU